Molecule: messenger RNA, 12708 nt
Organism: Acanthopagrus latus (yellowfin seabream)
Lineage: Eukaryota; Metazoa; Chordata; Actinopteri; Spariformes; Sparidae
Gene: ephb2a
Product: eph receptor B2a
Exons: 16
Coding region: 35-3049 (1004 amino acids)
Biological process (GO): central nervous system projection neuron axonogenesis; protein phosphorylation; cell surface receptor protein tyrosine kinase signaling pathway
Cellular component (GO): neuron projection; plasma membrane
Molecular function (GO): ATP binding; transmembrane-ephrin receptor activity; protein binding
Source: RefSeq, a predicted model, not a curated record
UACAGUCAAUGGUUUGCUGCUGGACGUCUGCGCGAUGAACGCGUUUGUUUUUUACAGUCAAAUGUCUGGAAUAAGUGUGAUUAUGGAUAUCCUGUAUUUUCUGUGGAUACUGCCAGCGGUGUGGGCUGUCGAAGAAGUGCUAAUGGAUUCAACAACAGCAACAGCAGAACUGGGCUGGACCAUCAACCCAUCCCAGGGGUGGGAAGAAGUUAGUGGCUAUGAUGAAAACAUGAACACCAUCCGAACAUACCAGGUGUGCAAUGUCUUCGAUAGCAGCCAGAACAACUGGGUACGCACAAAUUACAUCCGUCGCCGUGGAGCUCAGCGCAUCCAUGUUCAGAUGAAGUUUUCAGUACGUGACUGCAGUUCCAUACCCAAUGUUCCUGGCUCCUGCAAGGAAACUUUCAACCUGUACUACUAUGAGUCUGACUCAGACACAGCCACUAAACUGUCCCCACCCUGGAUGGAAAACCCCUGGGUGAAAGUGGACACUAUAGCUGCUGACGAGAGCUUCUCUCAGGUUGAUCUUGGUGGACGUAUCAUGAAGAUCAACAGUGAAGUCCGGAGUUUUGGACCUGUUUCACGCAAUGGCUUCUACCUCGCUUUCCAGGAUUAUGGCGCCUGCAUGUCACUCAUUGCUGUUCGAGUCUACUACAGGAAAUGUCCCCGUGUGAUUCAGAAUGGUGCUGUCUUUCCUGAGACUCUGUCUGGAGCAGAGAGUACCUCUCUAGUGGCUGCCAGAGGGGUGUGUGUACCCAAUGGGGAGGAGGUGGAUGUACCCAUCAAGCUGUACUGUAACGGGGAUGGGGAGUGGAUGGUGCCCAUUGGACGCUGCAUGUGCAAAGCUGGGUAUGAGGCAUUGGAGAAUGGUACAGUCUGCAGAGCUUGUGUAUCGGGCUACUUCAAGGCUGCACAGGGGGACCAUAAAUGUCUGCAGUGCCCAAUUAAUAGCAGAACCACCAGUGAGGGAGCAACCAACUGUGUCUGUCGCAAUGGUUACUACCGCACUGACUCCGACCCUCAACAGAUGCCCUGUACAACUGUUCCAUCAGCUCCACAAAAUGUCAUCUCCAUAGUGAAUGAGACUUCUCUUAGGCUGGAGUGGAGCCCGCCACAGGAAGGCGGCGGCCGGGAAGAUGUCGUCUACAACAUCAUAUGUAAGAGCUGUGGCAGUGGGCGAGGUGGCUGCACCCGCUGUGGAGACAACGUGCAGUUUGUCCCACGUCAGCUGGGACUGACUGACACCAGCGUCCACAUCAGCGACCUCCUGGCUCACACGCAGUACACAUUUGAAAUACAAGCCGUCAACGGAGUGUCUGACCAGAGUCCUUAUUCACCACAGUAUGCAUCGGUCAACAUCACCACCAACCAGGCUGCACCAUCAGCAGUGUCCAUCAUCCACCAGGUCAGCAGAACCCCCAGCAGCAUCACCCUGUCCUGGUCCCAGCCUGAUCAGCCCAAUGGAGUUAUCCUGGACUAUGAACUGCAGUACUAUGAGAAGAACCAGGCAGAAUGGAACUCUUCUCUUACAAGGAGUAGGACCAACACAGCAGUCAUACGUGGCUUGAAGCCUGGAACUAUAUACGUCUUUCAAGUUCGGGCUCGGACUGUGGCUGGAUUUGGACGCUUUAGUGGCAAAAUGUACUUCCAAACCAUGACUGAAGAGGAGUAUAACUCCAGCAUUGAGGAGAAACUCCCCCUCAUCAUUGGUUCAGCUGCUGCAGGAGUAAUCUUCAUCAUUGCCGUCUCUGUCUUCAUAGCUGUCUGUCGCAGCAGGAGAAGUUCAGACAGACCAGAAUCAGAUUACACAGACAAACUCCAACAUUAUACCAGUGGUCACAUGUCACCUGGAAUGAAGAUCUACAUCGACCCCUUCACAUAUGAAGACCCAAAUGAAGCAGUCAGAGAGUUUGCCAAGGAGAUUGACAUUUCUUUUGUCAAGAUUGAACAAGUUAUUGGUGCAGGAGAAUUUGGGGAGGUGUGUAGUGGAAACCUCCGGCAGCCUGGGAAGAGAGAGAUCCUGGUAGCCAUUAAGACGCUGAAGGUGGGCUACACUGAACGUCAAAGGCGGGACUUCUUGAGUGAGGCGUCCAUCAUGGGCCAGUUUGACCAUCCAAACAUCAUCCACCUGGAAGGGGUUGUGACCAAAAGCAGUCCUGUGAUGAUCAUCACUGAAUUCAUGGAGAACGGAUCCCUGGACUCCUUCCUCAGGCAAAAUGAUGGGCAGUUCACUGUGAUCCAGCUGGUGGGAAUGCUUCGAGGCAUAGCAGCAGGAAUGAAGUAUCUGUGUGACAUGAACUAUGUCCAUCGGGACUUGGCAGCUAGGAACAUCCUGGUCAAUAGCAACCUGGUGUGCAAAGUGUCAGACUUUGGCUUGUCACGCUUCCUUGAGGAUGAUACUUCAGACCCCACCUACACCAGCGCUCUGUUGUCUUUCCAGGGAGGGAAGAUUCCCAUCCGGUGGACGGCUCCCGAGGCCAUUCAGUACAGGAAGUUCACCUCCUCCAGUGAUUGCUGGAGCUAUGGCAUAGUCAUGUGGGAGGUGAUGUCGUAUGGAGAGAGGCCCUACUGGGACAUGAGCAAUCAGGAUGUUAUUAAUGCCAUAGAGCAGGACUACAGGCUGCCGCCCCCCAUGGAUUGUCCUAGUGCACUGCAUCAGCUGAUGCUCGACUGCUGGCAGAAAGACCGCAACAACCGGCCCAAAUUCAGCCAGAUUGUCAGCACCCUGGACAAGAUGAUCCGCAACCCUAACAGUCUCAAGGCCACAACACCACUGUCAUCAAGUGUUCACUUACCUCUGCUUGAUCGCAGCGCUCCAGACUUUUCCUCUUUCAGCACAGUGGAUGAGUGGCUGGAUGCGAUUAAGAUGGGCCAGUACAAGGAAAACUUUGCCAACGAAGGCUUUACCAGCUUUGAUGUGGUUUCUCAAAUGACCAUGGAGGACAUCCUUAAAGUGGGAGUGACGUUGGCUGGCCACCAGAAGAAGAUCCUCAACAGCAUCCAGUCCAUGAGGGCCCAGAUGAACCAGAUCACCUCAGUGGAGGUGUGACACCAGGAGCAAACAGGCUCUGUAAACUGUAAGAAACUCAGCAGCCAACAACCUUGCACUCUCUUGAAACCACCUAGGAGGGGUGAUGACCCGCACACAGACUGUGACUCCAAUCUAAUCGCACCCUCCGUCCAUCCCUCCAAAUCUCUGGAAAAGGCGCCAUCAGUCUGCAGCACAGCACAGAUGUUGGGUAGUUUUCUUGUAGCUGUUGUAUGUCCAGGUAACAUUCACAACCUCGUCUUAAAACUGCUCAGUCUAUGUCUAUUUAAAGGACACUUUGUUUCAUUUAUCCCUUAGAAUAACACACCACAUUUAGUCCCACUAUCACCACAUUCAUACAUUCAACAACAUAUUCUUUUCAUAUUUUAGGACUCAAUGUUGAAAAUGAAUUAAAAUGAAAAACAGAAUUCAACUUGAUACUGCAAAAUGCAGAUAACCUUAUUACUUUAAAUUGAUAGCACCUGUUUUCAGAGAAUUUGCCACCUUUUUAAUUGCGUGACAGCAGAUUCUUACUGCUAGCUGUGACUCACGUGUUGUAGGGCGCCUUUUGACUGGUAGUCAAUGAGGAACAAUGCUGGUGGAUGCUUUAGUAAACUAGGCUAUUUAAAGUUUUUCCAUAACCUUUUCGUAAUAUCAAACCGCAAUGUCAUACUUUUAAGGCAAGCAGUUUCACAGUAAUGGACAUUAAAUGUAUUUGCAUUCAUUAAUUGCCUGUCUAUAUAAUAGUCUUCAUUGUCACUGCUGGAAUCCAUGAAGGCUUCAAUUAGCCUGUCUAUGCACAAGGGAUUCACAAAAAUCCCAGUCUUCUUUGGUACAGUUUUUUUGGCUGCACUGUUAACAAAUGAAGACGAGUUAGCUGCUACCAGUUGUUCAUUCAUUUAUGAUUUGCAAUAGAACCACACAGUUGGCACUAGUCAGCCUUUGCUGCCAGCUUUCUGACUGACUGAGCGGGUAGAAUUGCCAGAGAAAUCCAUCAAUGAGAGAAAUCACUGUGAUUGGACAAUCAGCUAAGGGAAGGGAAACUGAGAAGAAAGGGAAAGCGCCUCAAGCCCGUUGCUGUAGUAGCCAUGAUUUCACCCAUUUUAGGUCCAUUAGAAGUUGCUAUAUUAGUAAGAGUGGAACAAGAAAUGUUGCUUUCUCAUGAUAACAGUUUGUAUAUUCGCAGUCUGGAGUCUUCCCUUUUUGAAUGAUGAAUACAGACUACCGCUGCCCAGUGGUAUAGAGAUUUAUAUCCUCUCAUGCGGGCAAAAAGUGCACAAGCUAGUUGGCCAUCAGACGUUAAUGGUGUGUUCAAGUGCAGUUUUUUAGCUGAUACAAAGUCAAUGUGAGGUGACAUAACAGUAAGCCUUUGUUGCCGCUAGUUCUCUGAUGUCGGUUUGGUGUGUCUGAGCCCUACGAGAAGUAUUUCAGUGGCUGUGCUGUUAGAAGCUGCAGAAGUUGUUUGGACUGGUGAAUAGACAAAACAACCAUGAUGCUAAUGUCAGGCCACUGACUUUAAACAUGUCCUCCUUAAUGAAUCCUGUGUUAGCUGGUCAACUAAAAAUGCCAUAAAAUGGUGUGAACUGAUGUUUUUAAAGCCAUUUUGUUAUUAUGAUUCAUUUCAUAGCGUUUUCAUGCUGCACAUGAAUAUUGAGCAAAACAAUAUGCUGCAUGUCUUUACAGGCUGAUUAUUUUCAGUUGUCAAAGCAAAUUCAGUGUUACAGGGACAACACAGUUGUCAUUUUAUACAUAUCAAUAUACUACACUGCCCUAUUAUGGCCCACAGAAACAAAAAGAUGGAUGGGGUUUUAUGCCGUCUAGUCUCCACUGUGUGAGUGAUUCAAUGUCUUAAUUAGUUUACACUCUACCUGAUUUAUAGAAAAAACCAAUUGUGCCCCAAAUUCCAAAGUUCAGUCCCAGCUCAAACUUAACACAGUUUGUACAGAAGCACCUUAGAUCAAAUAUCUCAUAAUACAAGACCUGUUUCUCACCUCAUGUGUCUGAUCCCAUGUGUUUAAGUAUCAGCAUAUACUAAAACGACAAAUAUGGAGGACAGAGAAGAAGAGAAGAAAUGAUUUGCCAUAUUUCAGCUCCUUGCAAAAAGUGCAUGGAUUGGCAGACUAUCUUCCUUGGCAGUGCUCAGUGUGACUGUCCUGGAUACCUUUUCCUGUAUGCAAUAUGACUGAUGAGUUGUCAAAUAAUAUAAUGACAACCUAGUGUGUCUUUUUGUUCCAAGAACAUUAUAAUUGGUGUUGUCCCUGGUCCAUCAUUAAGAUUAAGCAGUCCCAUUGUUCUGAUGUCAAAGUUUGGCAGCUCGUGUUUUUCCUGGGACAUUAUCAGAAAUGCUGCUUCAGGACUAUUAUUUUAACCUAUAAAAUCAGUGUUGAAAACUACAUCUGAGAGCAAGCCAUCAUGGUUGGGUUGAGUAUAGGACUCUCACUCGGGAGACCAGCUGUUGUAUCCUAUUUAGAACAUACUGUCAUAUAGUUCUUUCAGUUCACUAACUUUCCUUUUCUUUUCAGAUUUCUGUUGCUAUUUGGUUAGGUUCAGGGAACCAAAAUACUUGGUAGAGUAAGGGACUUCAAAUAUUUGGUUAGAUUUAGUAAAACAUGGUUUGGGUUAAAAUCGACCCUUUCACAAUGUUAAACACAAUGGCCCUCAUGUAUCAAACGAACAUACGGCAGAAAACCGUGCGUACGACCAUUUCCACGCAAGCUUCGGAAUCUAUCAAUUUAGACGUGAGCAGAAGCUACGAUCAGAUCUCACGUCAGGUCUGAGCUCGUGUACGCAAAUCUGAGUCUGUGGAUUUGCGGUGCAGCAGUCACGUAUUUAGAACAGAUCAAAAUGGAUUUUUAAAACGAAUAAAGUUUUUUUUUAUCAAUAAUAAAAAAGCCCACGUUUUUACUGAUGCCACGUUUUUGUAAAAUAAAAUAUGAUAGGCUAAACAGCCUAACAUGACAACUAAUUAAAGUAAGACCUAAUAACCACGCUGGCAAAGCUGCUACAGAGCAGGGCAUGUGAGCGGAGCGAGGUCAGGUCAGAGCGCGGAGCAGGUUUUAAUCUAAAGGCCAGAGCGAUGGUUCCGUUUCGCUCCAGUUCUGUUCCGAUACCGCUCUCCAUGAGUCUAGGUCAUGCACAAGUCCACUCAGACUCACGUGUGCCUUCAAGAGUUAGCCUACAUCAGAGGUCAUUCGUUCAGAGAUGGAGUUUGUAAAAUAUUUCAAAAAGCGAGCAGACAGGUCAUAUAGGUGCAACGUCAGGAAUUGCUCCCUCUUUUAAAUUUGAGUGAACGUGGAGUGAUUUCACCUGAGCUGAAUGAAAUUUUAAAUGAGCGGAGAGCGCUCUUUGAGCGGAGCUGUCUGGUAUAACUUUGAGCGAUGGAGCGAACACCCACGUAAGUGGGGAGCAGAAAUUCUCUCAGCUCCGCUCACAUGCUCUGCUACAGAGCAGGAGCGCAGAUUCAAUAGUGCACACACACACACACACACACACACACACACACACUCACACACACACACACACACACACACACACACACGGGUCACAGUGGAGCUGCUUCUGGUUGCUGCAGGGCAGGUGGCUCCGUCUCGGACCAGCAGGGGGAACACUGCUGUAUACCCCAGAGAAAGUGUGCCAUAUUAUUUUGGCCUGUUCAGUUUUGCACAACACUGCAUUAGUGAACAGAGUGCCUGUGAUGUGCCGGAGCUGCCGGGAUGCAGAUCUCCAUCUCGGAACAGUUUAUUUUCUUGCCAGUGUUUCUUCUCUCCAUGUUUGACCUCAGUGGGCGAGGCCUCCGAACCAGGAAUAUUUAGAGGCGUAACAUGUUAAUGACGAUCGAAUUCAGCCGCUGCAUUUAUCAGGACCCGGUCAUUCGUACGCUGGGAUUGGUCAGAUACGAAUGUUUCAUAAAUCACACUUGUGUCCUGUCAUAAGAACAAUUCUGCGCUCAGAUCUGCACCCGUUUUCACGCAAGAUUUAUAAAUGAGGGCCAAUGUGUUUGAAAUGAUAACUUCUGCCAUGUGUGUACUUUCCCAGUCUUUUUCUCUGUGUUAAGCUAAGCUAUGACAUUACAAAAACAUGAUUGUCAGUAUCCAUGAUGGUCCUGGAGUAACAUUUAUUAUGAGGUUCCAGGAACCACACCAACAUAUUGAAUAAUCUUAGUUUAACAAGGCUGUCACACUUUCACAAAUUCACUUUGCAGAAUGAAAGUUCCUUAAUGGAAUCCAAGGAAACAGCCUUAAUAUUAACUUUGCAGUUGACACAAGAACAGUAAUAAGUCAUACAUCAAGCUAAACCCAUGAGAGAGUUUUACAAUCUGACGACCUGACUGACAUGACUUCAUUGUUUGUCGGUAGCUUCCAAACCCUUUACACAAUUCCAAGGAUCAUGUGCCUGUCAACUGUUACUUAAAGAAUAAGUUCAACCAAAAUGGCACUUCAGGCGUUAUCUACUCAUCCCCAUUACAAGUCAGGUGAAGUUUCAUAGUUCACAAAACAUUUCUGGAGGUUUACAGUGAAACAGCAUUGCAGCAUUUUCCUAAACAACUGAAAUACACAGGGAGUUGAUUUAAAACAUAAAAUAAGCAACUUAGAUAAGAAAUAUAACAGACAUAUUAUGGCUCAAGAAAGCUCGUCUUGUGUAAUGCAGGCCAUCCAAAGUUACUAGUUCCCAAAUUGAUUUGAAAAAUGUUAUUUACACCCUUUCUCAAGCCAGAAUCGUCACUGUAGCCACUAAGCUAAAAGUGCUGGCGCUCACCGUGUCUGAAGAUGUUGCACAAGCUUAACUGGCUGUCAAAGGUGUAAAUAAUGUCUUUUCAAAUCAAUUUGAGAUCUCUGGGCUUCUGAAGUCUUGGAUUACACUGAAUAACACGUAACAUAUGGAGCCAUUUUAAGUUUAUUUCUGUUGUACAAAGUCCCUAUCUAUUUAAGUUAAGGGGAAUGCUGCAACGCUGUUUGCUGUGAAGCUCCAGAAAUAUUAUGCAGGCUGCAAAACUUCACCUGACUUUCCAUCAGCAUAUGAAAAAAUGACUGAACUUUCAUUUUUGUGUGAAUUUAUCUCAAGGUUUGGGCAGGGUUAAGGAAAGAUGGUGGUAUGGUUUUGGUCAGGGUUUGGGUCUACAGCACCAUAACAGUGUUAUGCUACUUCUGCAUUUGUCAUGACAAGGAUGAUAAUUCACGUUGCCAUCACAAACAGCUGAUUCUGUCGUCGUUCUUCAUGAGGACGAAAGCGUCAUGACUUCCUUCAAAAUGAGCGUUAAUCCUCUCAGGUUUUCUGUAGGACUGACACCAUGGAUUAUGGGGCCUUCGUCUCUGCUCGGAUUUUCUCUCCAUUUGUGUAAUCCUUUUAUGGUUUCAAAUGAUCCAGCUGAGGUGAGAUGCUGAGUAUCGUACCAGCGAUUGGUGUAAAGGGAACAUGAUUUUUAGACAUCACAGAAACUGUACACUCUCAGAACUCUAUUUUGUGGGUAUUUAAAAAUGUGAAUUUUGAUAAACGUGUGCUUUUUAUAAUUGUUAAGCAGUUAUGACAAUAAUUUAUACUUCACAGUACAAAAAAGUGAAUUUUCACCUUGGGACAUGUGAUAUCUGUGUGAUUCAUUUUUGUUAUCAGGACAUUUGGCAUGUUUAGCAUCUUCCUUACACUGUACUAACACAAAGCACAGCUUUACCCACUUACUGUUGAUGUAUGGUACAAGAGUCUUUACCUUGUUUAUAAAUGGUCAGAAGUUCCUCAAUUUGUGUGAGGAACUGAUACUGUGAUAGCACCCAAUAGCACCCCCCAAUACAUAACAUUUCCUCCAGGCUGACUGUUGUGAAAGUUGUGUUGAAAUUGCAAAAUUGUUUAAUCUCUGGAGGGAAUACAUCUCCUUUCCAUUUUUUAUGUGUCAGUUCUUCCUUAUGAUCUGCUCACUAAAUGAAACAUUUUGAGUUACCGCAACUAAAACUCUCACUUGAAAUACAGUGCAGGCUUUAACAAGAUAGCCACAGUGGGUUAAUCCUACAUGGCACUUUUACCUCCCUCAUCUGAUUGUUACAUACUUGUGCACAAUGAGGUUUGAAGAAAUGCACUGAACUGCUUUACUUGUAAAAUACUGAGUGGUGCAUGUUUAUGUUUGAAUAUUUUUCUGUGUGUUAAGUGGACUGUUCAAAGCUGGCUCAUCUCAGACAUACUGCACACUGUGGCUGUGCCCUGUGCUCUGUGUCAGACUUCCUGGAGUCACACACCAUUUGUUACAUUUUAAUGACUGCAGUCUAUAAACGGUGCUUCCACAUCUCUCUUUCUGAAGCGCUUUCAACUGUUUUUUUUUUUUUCAGAUCCUCCAUUUUCCUUUGAUGUUUAAUAAAUGUUGUUCAGUCAGAUUUUUCAAUACCAAUCUGCACUAUUUUGUCAUACUACAUUAUGUGUGGUAUUAUUGUGACAAUGCUUUUAAAUGUGUUACAGACAAAAAAAUGACACUUUUCAGUACUGUACAUAUGGAUGGGAUGCACAUUUCAGUGUUUUAGCACACUGGGCCAAUACAGCACAUUGACUCUGUAACAGCAGUUACUGUUCAAACUUACAAUGUUAAUGUUAAUCUAGCUCUCCAAAUUACUACAUUUCAGAGAAAAAAUCUGUAUAGUUCAAAUUCUUGUAUUUUAAAAGUUUUUUUUGUUUGUUUGUUUUAAUGUUCGUCUCUUUACAUGUUUCGAUGUGUAAAUUAUUAAUUCUUACCAACUGUUCUGGAAUCGGCCCAAUAGAUUGCCUCAGCUGGCUGCAACAUAAUACUUUGGGGCAAUCUCCAACUGUCAAAGUUACGUCCGCUGGGGGCGCCGUUUAGCUAACUCGGUAGAGUGGGCGUCCUAUAUACAGAGGCUUUGUCCUCGCCACAGUGGUCCCGGGUUCGAGUCCCAGCCUGGGGCCCUUUGCUGCAUGUCACUCCCUCUCUCUCAACCUGUUUCCUGUCAUGUCUUCAGCUUCUAUCAAUAAAAAUGUUAAGUCCACUGAAAGUGCUUGUUUUUGCCACUGACAGGUUGAAGAUGUUAUUUUCAGUGUCUGACAAAAUUUCAUAAAUGAGUCUUAUGCAGGUAGACCUUUUUGUUAAAUAAUAAGAUCAGUUUUGUUACCAAAAACACAAGUCUCAUUGAAGGAGAGGUCCCACUCUGAAAUCUAAAGAGGUGAGUUGUUACAGUUUUUGCCUCAUCUACUUUGUCAAAAUCAGUAAAAUGCACAAAAUGUAACUGCUGCAGCUCGGGGACUCUCUAUAAAAACAAAACAAAAGACAUUUGCAGAGUUGUGUGUGGGGGGCCUGGUGGAGGUAUAGUCACUGACAGUCAUGUGCAGACCCUCAGCCUCUGGAGGAAUAAACAACGGGGUACCAAAAUCUGCUCUGACCCGUUUACCCAUGUGAGGAGAGCUCAGAGAUUACUGGGGAUUUCUUUCUUUUUAACACUGAAACUUGGGAACUUUUAGAAAAUGAAAGUACACAACAUAACUAAAUACAGACAACAGCUGUCUAGUUGUUUUAAGACAUGGUUAUGCAGCAUUUUUACAUGUUAUAUCUUAAGUAGUCAGCCAUGACUUUGGAAAUAUGUUCUUGCUGGCAGUACCUGUAGGUUAUCUAUGUCUCUCUAUCUCACUCUGAUUCACAUUUCCACUGUCAACUUCCUGCAACAGCUGAAUGAGAUUUGUGUUUCUGGUUACAGAAAGGAUUGUAUUAUUUAAUGAAAAAGGUCUACAGAAAUUGCUUCGGUAAUAUUGUCAGACAUUUAACAUAAUUAACAACCGCCCCCUGUCAGUGGCAAAUACAAGAACUUUUAGUGGACACAGCUUUGGCAGUUGGAGUUGGCACAAAGGAUUAUGUUGCAGCCAUCGCAGCACUGUCACAGCUGCCAGCUGAGGCAGUCUGAUAGACCUUCUGCAUAGCUUUUGAUAAGAAUGAAUCUUUAAAUCAAAUUGUGGAAAUAAAAGGCCCAGGUUCAAAAACACCUGAAUUCUCCAGUCUACCUUACAAAUUUGAGCACACUACAGUAUAAAUGAACAACCAUUAAAAGUAAAGUGGACAUUUUUUUUUCUUUUGAUUGUUUUACAUAGAAGAUAUCUCACGUGUCAAAUUACCACACCAAACAACUGUAUUAUAUUAUGUAUAGCAACUCUGGCAAUUGAAAAGACAUUAACUAUGUAGCACUGAAGGAAAUAUUGCACAACACACUCACUCAUAGCAGUGUUACAUUCCUAUCGCCUGAUGCUAUUUUUAUUACUUUUUUAAUAAUUAAAUCCUGCUGUGAAUUUAGAGCCAAAAUACAGAUUUUGUCUUUGUAUGUGGGUUCAUUCACAAACACAGAAAUGAUCUCACUUGAAUAGGACCUAUUUAUGUACAAUUUAAAGAGAACAUUACAUUUUUGUGUAACUGUUUGAUUGUCCCUGCGCCGUCGUCGUCCAUGUGCUGGCCCAUGCCUGAACUACACUGUGGCUGCUUUUCAGUCCUUGCAUAGAGCUGAAAAGUGCCUGAUUCUGGCAGUAGUUUUCCACUUCCUUAUUUCUAAAGUUCUUAUUUGCUUUUACUCUUAGACUGGCAUGUUUUGUACAGUGCUGGAGUCAGAACACAGUCAGUAUUAUGAUCAGCAGCAGAUUAACAGAGCUGGCAUUGUUCUGUUGUAUGUCAGUGCCAUAAGGUGCUGAAACAAUUUCUUGAUACACUAUUUAUCCUGCACAUCCCAAAAUGACAAAGAUAUAUCACCACUCCCAAAAUAAACAUGACCACUCUAGUGUACAUGGGCUUAGGCAGGGAAACUAUCCCACUAAAACUACUUGAUUACGUUUAAGCACUGAAACUACUUAGUUAGGUUUAGGAAAACAUAGGGUUUGGGUACCUAGAUUACAAAUGUAAAUGUAGUUCCAUUAUUUACAUGCUGUUGUUUAACUGCAUUAGUAAUUACAGAGAAAAGACUGUGGGAAAGGAGUAUCAGCAGAGAGGUGAAUGGAUAGUUCGAUGACAAUGCCUUCAAAACAGCCCAGUAGCCAGGAUAAAUUGUUGCCAGGUAAUGUUUCUGUUGAACCACUGGCAAGUUCACACCAGAUGGACAUUUCUAUAAAACAUUAUAGAUACGUCACAUUCACAUUACACAUCUAUGACCUGGAUUUCAUAUCUAGAGGUGGAGACAGUGAAUGCAGUUUGAAACGAUGUGUUUUGUGGCAACAAAAAUGGGUCUUUUUGACCGGGAAGUCAUGGUAUCUCCUGCUGUAUUGGUAAUGGGAGAGAUCAGUGAAAAUUACUUCUCUGAAUGAAGUAUUUCAGCUUUAUGCAGUACGUGUUCCCUUUAAUGCACAAUCUUCCUUUUUGCCUGACCUGGUGUGACCCUGCAAGUAUUUCUACUCUGUGUAGCCAGGAGUUUGAAUGACCUUUCCUGGAACCUUUUUUUUUUUUUGUUUUUUUUGGUCCAAAGCACAUGGGACACAGGGGUUAAUGUUAGAUUCUAGAUGGUUCACCCACAAGCACACAAGCCUCUCUUCUCAGCCCUUACCACUGUGAUCUCACUUGGACUUUUGUUUUUUCUAUUUUAUGUUUUUUCUGUAUAAAUGUAUAUUUGAUGGCAUACCUGUGAAUGAUGUAUCAAUUUGAAUUAUUUGUAAUACUGGUAUUGGUUUAUUUUGUAAAAAACAAGUAAAUGAAAAAUAAAGAAAGAAAAGAAAAAAAUGAUAACUCA